Colius striatus (speckled mousebird) is the source of this 8101-nucleotide messenger RNA. It is a transcript of the gene MBOAT2, whose product is annotated as membrane bound O-acyltransferase domain containing 2. Gene Ontology annotation, molecular function: acyltransferase activity. The coding region runs from base 139 to 1695 and encodes 518 amino acids. Gene Ontology annotation, cellular component: membrane. The transcript is spliced from 13 exons. The record is from RefSeq and is a predicted model, not a curated record. Gene Ontology annotation, biological process: lipid modification. Lineage: Eukaryota; Metazoa; Chordata; Aves; Coliiformes; Coliidae.
UGUCACGGCGCCGUGCGGGGCUGGAGCUCUUCGCGCUGCCGCCGCCGCCGUUGUUGCCGCUGUCGCGGGAGCCCGGGAGGGGAGCGGUUCUUCGGCCUCAUCGCCCGCUCUGCCGGCGCGGGAGGCGGUCCCCUCGCCAUGGCCACCAGCACCACAGGCUCCACUCUGCUGCAGCCUCUCAGCAACGCCGUGCGGCUGCCCGUCGACCAGGUCAACUUUGUAGUGUGCCAACUGUUUGCCUUGCUUGCAGCUAUUUGGUUUCGAACCUACCUUCAUUCAAGCAAAACUAGCCCAUUUAUAAGACACGUUGUUGCAACCCUCUUGGGCCUUUAUCUUGCACUUUUUUGUUUUGGAUGGUAUGCCUUACAUUUUCUUAUACAAAGUGGAAUUUCCUACUAUAUCAUGAUCGUAAUAGGAGUGGAAAAUAUGCACAAGUAUUGCUUUGUUUUUGCUUUGGGAUACCUCACAGUGUGCCAAAUUACGAGAGUCUAUAUCUUUGAUUAUGGACAGUAUUCUGCUGAUUUUUCUGGCCCAAUGAUGAUAAUUACCCAGAAGAUCACUAGUUUGGCAUUUGAGAUUCAUGAUGGAAUGUUUCGGAAAAAUGAAGAUUUGACUCCGUCACAGAGGUGCUUGGCUGUAAGACGCAUGCCAAGUCUACUGGAGUAUUUAAGUUACAACUGUAAUUUCAUGGGUAUCCUGGCAGGCCCGUUAUGCUCUUACAAAGACUAUAUUACUUUCAUUGAAGGCAGAUCAUACCAACUGCAACAGUCUGAAGCAAAUGGGAAGGAAGAUGCAAAAUAUGAACAAACGGAUCCUUCUCCCAAUAUAGCUGUGGCACAGAAACUCCUCAUCUGUGGACUGUCCUUGCUCUUCCACAUGACAAUUACAAAAACUUUGCCUGUGGAAUACAACAUUGAUGAUAAUUUCAGAGCUACAGCAUCAUGGCCUGUAAGAUUUUUCUACCUAUACGUGUCUCUUAUGGCUGCCAGACCCAAAUAUUAUUUUGCAUGGACUUUAGCAGAUGCAAUCAAUAAUGCAGCAGGGUUUGGUUUUAGAGGCUAUGAUAAAAAUGGAGUUACACGUUGGGAUCUAAUAUCAAAUCUAAGAAUCCAGCAAAUAGAGUUUUCCACAAGUUUCAAGAUGUUUCUUGAUAACUGGAAUAUCCAAACAGCUCUUUGGCUUAAAAGAGUGUGCUAUGAGCGUGCCACCUUCAGCCCAACGAUCCAAACCUUCAUCCUUUCUGCCAUCUGGCAUGGAGUUUACCCAGGAUAUUAUUUAACAUUUUUAACAGGAGUGCUAAUGACACUAGCAGCACGAGCUAUAAGAAACAAUAUCAGACAGUAUUUUGUUGAAUCUCCUGCUGUUAAAGUAUGUUAUGAUAUUGUAACAUGGAUGGCAACUCAAGUAGCAAUAAGUUACACAGUCGUGCCAUUUGUACUGCUCUCUGUAAAACCUUCCUUCACCUUUUACAGCUCCUGCUAUUUCUGUCUUCAUAUUGCCAGCAUCCUGGUGUUGUUGAUAUUUCCAUUGAAAAGAACUCAAAAAGGAAGUAAAAAGCAUGAAAGUGUCCAGCCUGUGUGGUCCAAAAAGCUAGAAGAAGAGAAUAUUUUGCAAAAGAACAGUUAUUCCACAACAAAUAAUAGUUUCAAUCAGAAGCAAGAAAUAACCUGCAGAUAUCAAGCAUUAAAACAGUGAUCGACGAAAUACGAUGAUGAAUAUAUUUUGUAUGUUUUCAGAAACCCAUUUUUAGCACCUUUUACAGGGGUUUGUAUUUGUUUGCAAAGAUGUUUAGUAAGAAAAGAAUGCAUUACCUAGGAAAAUCACAUACAAUAGCGAGACUGGAAACAAAACAAAUUAACCCCUCCCAUGCCAUGUCCCUGUGGGUCACGCCUUAUAUGAAGAUAUUACCAUUAUUUCAAUGGGCACUCAGGACUUGCAACGUAUGUCCAUAGGGUCAUAUGUGUGCCCUUUGCUGAAUGUACGUUGUGUAUCCCAAGGCACUGAUGGGGUGGAAGCAAAUUGUGUCAAUCUAGGAUUAACAAAUGGAAAUUGAUUUUUCCAAAUGGAUGACUUGCCUUAAACCCUCUAUUUACUGAAAUAUUGUUUGUAAGUGGGUAUUUUCAAGUUUGAUUUUACGUGGAAAGCAUAUUUCAAAUGUACAAUACUAUAUCCUAUUAAGAAGACGAGAAUAGGAAAUGCAGAGUCGUUAGAAGGCUUUUGAAUCUUCAAAAGGGAAUUGCAAUAAGCAUCUCAGUAUUUGGAGGGUUUUCUUAAAGUAUCUCAAACUAUUGCAGUACAUUACAGAACUGUAACAUUACUGAUGCCAAAUUAUAGUUAGGUUUCUUUGAUAGAGUAUAAUUACACAUAGCCCUUCUGAAUGGAUUCAGAAAAAAAAUUAACCACCUGAAGGUUCACCUUUUCCAGGGCUUGCUAGCUCUAAUCUAGGUUUCUCUUACUUCACAGUAUCUAAAACCAAUAAAACACUGCCAAGCAGGCUUUGUAGCUAGGGAAGGGAAGGCAGCCACGGGACACAGAAGACAACGUGCAAGCACCAGGAUUUCAAUGGAAGUGUGUUUUUACCCUUAAAUACCAGAAAUACUUGUUCUGGAGUACAACUGUUUUACAAAAAUAUAUUUUUUAAUACUUAAAGUGGUUUUGAAUUUUCAGGCAUACGGUAGUUAGUCAAUGAUGUUUUCAGUGUACGAUAGCGAAUUACCUUGAGCAUAGGUAGUCAUACAUGACAUUGCUGUCAUAACCAAUUUCUGUAUGCUUGAUAAUUGAUGGCACUUUAUCCAAAGAAGGAUAUGAUUUUGUGGAAAAGCUUUUUCUUUGAAUUAGAACUUUAGAUGCAAAGUUCAUGUCAUGUUUGUAACAUAAUGAAAGAAAGAAAUCCUUCAGAACAUCUGACUUAAUGAAUUGUGGAAGUGUGUUGAGGGAAUAACACAGUGGUUGUAUCUGUUCCAGACCAUUUAUUGUGAUGAUGGUCCCUGCUAGAGUACUACUGUUCAAGGGCUACAUUUUAAUUUCUUAUAUUCUGUAUUUUCAUAUAAUUUUUUUAAGUAAACACAAACUUUUUAUCCACAUGGGGUUUUUUUUUUUUAGCUUUAAAACUGACACAAAAUACUACCAGAGAAAAAUAACACAGCUUGUUGAUUAAUAACCUACAAAUGAAUGAGAAGUUUUGUCAUAAUAUUUUGGACCUUAAAUUUUUUAUCAAAUGUAUGGCAGUAGUAGAGUGAAUAUUUUUAGUACCAGAAGUGCAAUGAUGGCCCCCAGCUUUGGAGACACUACUCUACAAAAACAGUCACAAUGCUUCUGGCUUACUCUUUGAAGAGCCAGAUCUGAAGUCAGGUCAGAGCUGUUUCCAUACUGUGACAGUUCUGUGCCUGGCCUUUGGUUCCUUGUCUAGAACUCCAGGAGCCUGAUGUACCUUUCCCAUAUUAGAUAGGUGAGGACUAAUUAACCUACACAGUUAGAAAUGGGGAACUAGAAAUGAAAUGAAAGUGGAUGAGUCUAUUCAGAUGAGCAGAGAUGUUCAUCGUUUCAUUGACUGCUGUGUUAUCUUUAAGAUAAAAUAAUCUGACUUCUAAAUCCUUACUUUGGUUACCCAAGUAGACCUCCCCUUACCUGGGGUCAUGGUUGUUAUAUGCCUCUUUGAAAUGGCAUUCUGUGUUUUUCUGCUGUUAGUAAGGGCACAGUAUUUUCUUUGUGAUAUCCUUCCGUUAUCUUUAUUAGAUACAGAAUCAGGAAAGACAUUUUUUCUGCUUUUGUUCUUGAAGGGACCUUUACAUAAAAUAACAAAUUAGAAUUUCACAUUUCUGAGUGAGUGGAAUUAGAGUUGAUUCUUUCAGCAUUUGUUGCUGCUGAACUUAAAUUUAUCUCAUUGGUGCAGUCUAAACCUACCCAAACAAGCACUUUUGGAUGCCAGUACAAUACCUGAUGUGCCAUUUUUGCCAUUAAUGUUCUGGCACUCUUGUUCUCUUGUUUCAGCAUGUGUGCCCCUGUGUGUGGUGGAGGCUUACAAAUUCUUCAUUAUGAAAACAGGUGUAAGUACUCCCAGAAAACGAGCACGUUUAGGAUAGUGAAGAGUGGUACUUGGAUGUGAGUGAAUUCACAGAUAGUUUUGUUCAGAACUUCUGUAGGUGGGGAAGUUGAAAGAGCUAAGAAAAUAUGUACAUGUUUUAGUCGGGCACAAGAGGCAACAUAUGGGUUUCAAAAUGGGAUGUGACUGGUGUCUGCGUGCAAUACAAUUAUUUUCUUUAUCUGUGAUUUGAAUCCCUUAAAUAAUUGAAACACAAGAAAAUUGUUACAAUUAAUAUUGUGCAGAAUUUAUUUCUAAGUGUACUGUUCUAGCAUUUACACUUCAAAUGUCAUUGCUGAAUAUAAAAGAACUUUGAAUCAAAAUCUGCUCUUCAUGCAAAUGAAUACUCUUGGCGACUAUGGAAAGAGGAGUGGUAAUUUUACUGGCAGCACUCUGAUUUUAGUCAAACUGGGGUUUUGUUGUUGUUGCUGCUUUCCCUUUGCUUUACUAGUUUUCUGCCUUGCCAUCACACUGGAUCCUUUUUAUCUGCUCAGUCGGAAAGUCAAGAGCAGCCAGCCCCAAUGAUUUAGAUAAUUUUUAGGUUUUACACACAUCAGUUUAUAAUAGUGAAUUUGAAAGGGUGGUGGUGACUUGCUGUUGCUCUUGCUGAUAAAAACAGUAGAAAGUAAAUUUCCUAGAAAUGUUUUGAGCAUGAAGGAAAAAUGGUUUUAAGUAUUCUUUCACUUAUUAACUAAUGUACAUCCAAUAGGUAAAAGUGACUUCUGUGUUACAGAUCAGCACACUAUGAGGAGUAAGUACAACACAGAGUUCAUAAUUUUAUGGUGCUUUACAGAUAUUUGCCUCUUGUGAACAAUUCUUUCUGGCACUUAAUGAGUUCAUGUUAGUACAUGUGGUCACCCGGAUAGUAACUAUUCGCUUGCUUAACCUUUUUUAACCUUUAUGAUUCUGUAUUAAUGAAAAAGAUCUAUAUUAUAUAUUUAAAUAAUACUACUACUACUGUUGUUGAUUGGGAAGGCUCUGUUAGCUUUACAGUUACAGGUACACCCUUCUUUGGGAAACUUACUCCUCCAUGGCCAUCCUUUAAGUUGACAUGUAGGCAAGAUUUCAGUAAUAGGUGACAUUUACAAAUACAUUACCAUGUAAAAAUAUUGGUAUGCAUUUCAGUGUGCUCUUGAUAACAAAUCGUACUUUAAAAGAAUUCACUUUGUAUAUUCUCUGCUCUACACUGACUUGUGGUAUGAGUUUUACCAGUACAGUAUAUUAUUUAUUAGACAAUUUUUACACCUAAAUAACUCAUUGUGGUCUCUCCAUGUGGGAGUAAGUGACAUGAAUAUAAAUGCUAUGCUUAUAUGACAGGAUGCACACUAGGUAGUUGUGUCUCUUUUGAUGGCAUUGAUUUGGUUAGUGGUAACAUGCCCUCUGAUGCAGAGAAAAUCUUCCUUCUCAUCUCUCAAAAAAUUCCUAUAAAAAAUAAGUUUGAGAGCCUGAUUUUUUUUCUUGGAAGCUUUGCAAACAAAUUGUUGACAAUUUGUUUAAAUACAUGGUCAAAUAUGUCCUCAUGUUUGCCUGCAAAUGUGUCACUGUUGCUCACAUAUAAACUUGCAUAUGUUCAACUUUAUAAGUUGGCCUUGAAUGAUAAAUUUAAAAGCACAAGUUACAGUAAUAUAGGCUUUCAUUUCCCUUAUCCUUAAGUCUUUCACUUCAUAAUUCUCACUGAUUUCUGAAAUCAAGUUGAGAAUUGUUUUCAGUGAAAAUCUGGAAACAUUGCCGUUUCUCUUGAACUAGUCAGUGUUAUAAAAACAGAUGGAAGUAAGUUUAAGGAUUUGAAUAUGAUGCAGAUUCCACAUAUUAAAAAAAACAUAUAUUGGUUCUGUGCAGAUGGCUCACAGCAUUUUGCUACACCAUUAGCCUUUAGGUUUUCUUUCGGUCCAGCAAUAUUCUUAACAGCACUUGGGAAUGUUUUUAAAUUUCCUGUUGAAAAUACCAAUUGGCUGUAAGUACAGAAAGUUAAGCGAGUAUUUACAUGCUAUGCUGAAUGAGUAUUUAAGUGGAUAUUGUAGUGAAUUGAGCACAUGUUUGUUAGGCUGCCAGAUCUGUCUGGAUCUAAGCUAGUUUGCACUGUUAGUCUUGAUCUUCUUCAUAGUCAUAGUGGAAAAGCUUUCUCUGAAGAAGCCUCUGGUAAGAGUAUGUCCUGUCAGUGGCUGGGAAGGUUUGCCCCGGAGUUCCUAGGGGAGGGUUCCUGGGGUGGAGCUAAACUUGCAAACAGAGCUUGACAGAGGAUUUAGUUUCUUGGUACCCAGGCUGCAGCUGCUUUAUGCUAUAUCUAGCUGGAUUUUUCAUGUGUUUGCUUUCUUAACCUAGACGUCUUGCAAACACCAUGAAGUCCAGACAUCCACAAAGUCACCCUGCAAGGUCACAACUGCAAAUAUUAUGGUCAAAAUUAAAUGGAAAAAGAAAAGCUUGAAAAGUUGUUUUUAGGUGAGCUUUUUGUAUGUUUUUUACAGAACCUAACCAUCAUCUGUAUCCAUUUUAACCCUAUGAAAUAUUUUAAACAUACUUUUGCUCACUUUAGGUAUACAAAUGUGCAAAAGCAAAUUCUGUCACAUCAUCAUCUUCUGUGCGUUAGUUGUUUGUCCAGUGACUUAAUGCUUGUUUUUUGUUAUAGAUGUUUGGAGAUUUUCUAAAUCCAUGUGCAUAUCCAUAUAAACAUUGUGUAAACUUUAUGAAUUGACAAACUGUAGUUACAUAGAGUGUGCAUAAAUACACUUGAACUAUGCCAUAUCAAUAUUUACGUGAGGCUAGUACUGAGCCCUCCAGUUGUACACCACAUCUGCUGAAGCCUGUUGGGCCCUAUUCUCAACUGGCUUCUUAAACUGAAAAAAUUAAUCUGUUGGCUACAAUUUCAGUGGUAAGUAAAGGGCUGCUUUCACUCUAUUGCAAAACAAACUUUUACAGGAUAUUCUGCUGCCAGGCUAUGAAUACAAAAUUUGCCUUUAGAUACAUGACUGAUGUCUGAGUUAGGGCCACUUUUGGAAAUAACUUUUAAUAUUAAUAGUCAGUCAGUCCCGCACCUUAUUCCAAAUGAGCCUCUUGGCAAAAGACACCUGUGCACAAUCUUCUUCUUUGUUUUUGUUCUCUGAGGAAGAAAUACUCUAAGCUGGAAUUUCAUUUAGGUUCCACUACAAGAUGUGGUAUGUAUAGACAGCUGUGAUCUGUGCUUUAGUGGGAUUAGGCUUCCAAACUGUGUCUAUGUAGCCUGAAAUGGAAAAAAGAAACAGUGUUCCUAGAGACUGGUCAUCAGGAUAGUGCAACACUACAUCUUAAAGGUGCAACAGUCUUUUGUCACAAUAAGUUAAGGAGUAUUUGCCUAUACAUAUUUUGCCUUUCUAUGUGUUUAUCGGUUCUCUAUACAUCUUUUCUUUGUACCUUCUUUUGUCCAGUGGUGUUGACUAUUUCUAUGAAGAAUCUUCUGAUGUGUCUUACUGUGACAAAGGUGUCAAAAUGCUACAGUAGUUAUUAGGUAGUUAUUCUGAAAUCACAGAUGUUGGAUGUGUUCUAGAUCAGUUAGAAGAGAACAUUCAAAAUUUAUUGAAUGAAAAUAGUGUAAGAUGGGUAAAUAUAGCAUUAUUCAAAGGUGUUGUAAUAAGUUAUUCAAUUUAAGGAUUUAAAAUAUGGAACUUUGUUCUUUCCUGCCUUGGUGACACAGUCAAGGGAAUAGUUUUACCUCAAUGCAGAAUUAGUUAUGCCUCCAACUACCCACAUGUUAAGGUGAGAAAAUGCCCCUAAAAGUGGAUAGCUACAGUAUUCCUAAAUUUGCCUUUCCUGGUUCAGAUGAUAAUGCAUUGUCGGUGAAUUUCGUUUUUAUUAUUCCAAAAUAUAUAUUUUUUAAAAAGUGUUAUUUUUCAACAGAUCCAUAAACUAAGUGUUGAUGUAUGCUAAAAUUAAACUACCACUGUUAGUUACACUGUGAUUGUGAUAUUUUAAUAAUUCCUUAUUUCUAAUUUGUCUCAGCAGUGCUGCAGAAGCAGCACGCUGUUAUGUUUUAAAGGUGUUUUUAAC